AUGUCCACCUUUGAGGCUAUUUUGUUUCCCUCAGAUGGACGGCCUCCACACAUGGUGUCGCUCAUGACUAGCCCAAUGACGAUGCCGGCACAUCACGCAUCGUACACCUGCAAUCCUUCACGUAUGCCCCAUCCAGAAGUAUACAUGGACUACAUUGCCGAGGGCUUAGGUCCACGUGCAUGGAAAUAUCAGCUCGUGGAGGCGCUGGAUGGCAUGAACCGCAAGUUCGCCUAUCCUUACAUUAUAUUCUACCCGACUGUCUCGCGUGAUGGCAUGCCAUUUCCAAUCAACAAAUCUGUCCGCGAGAUUCAAGGACCUGCCUUCAAGGAGGAAGUUGCCUGGCGAGGCAACAUCAUUGUUGCAAAAUACCGGGACAACCCAUUUUCCUCCAUGAUCGACGCAUCUAUGGCUGACUUCCCUAUCCUCAAAAACUAUCUUAUGACCCACGGCUCACCGUUCUACGUCCGUCGGUGA
This is a messenger RNA of Pleurotus ostreatus (oyster mushroom), 474 nucleotides long. RefSeq lists its product as uncharacterized. NCBI's taxonomy places the organism in Eukaryota, Fungi, Basidiomycota, Agaricomycetes, Agaricales, Pleurotaceae. The coding region runs from base 1 to 474 and encodes 157 amino acids. The transcript is spliced from 4 exons. The record is from RefSeq and is a predicted model, not a curated record.